This is a messenger RNA of Microsporum canis CBS 113480, 1359 nucleotides long. RefSeq names its product proline iminopeptidase. Bases 1 to 1359 code for a protein of 452 amino acids. Gene Ontology annotation, molecular function: peptidase activity. Lineage: Eukaryota; Fungi; Ascomycota; Eurotiomycetes; Onygenales; Arthrodermataceae. The record is from RefSeq and is a predicted model, not a curated record. Gene Ontology annotation, biological process: proteolysis. The transcript is spliced from 8 exons.
AUGGCGGAUAGGAAUGUUGCAAAGUUGCUCAGCAGGUGCUGCAAGAAUGUAUCUGGGAGACUGAGGGUGUCUGAGCUCGUUUUCGACGUUCCUGUGGACUACUCAAACCCAGCUUCCCAAUCGCUCCGCCUGUUCGCACGAGGCGUUCAGCGGCGAGUACCAGGCUCUUCUUUUGAUGAUAAAGAAAGACAGCUGCCUUGGAUCGUCUUCCUGCAGGGUGGGCCUGGAGGAGCCUGUCCACAGCCCCAGGAGGUUGGCUGGGUCGGUCCAUUGCUGGAUCGAGGAUACCAAGUUCUUCUCCUCGACCAGCGAGGAACUGGUCUUUCAACUCCUAUUACUGCUGCAACACUGGCGCUUCACGGAAAUGCAGCCCAGCAGGCCGAGUAUCUUAGAUUGUUUCGUGCCGACAAUAUCGUGCGGGACUGUGAAGCAGUUCGUAAGGUGUUAACGGCCUUCUACCCCGCAGAUAGGCAGAGAUGGAGCGUCCUCGGCCAGAGCUUUGGUGGCUUCUGUGCCGUAACGUAUCUUUCCAAGCAUCCAGAGGGAUUAAAAGAAGUUUUUACAACGGGUGGAUUGCCACCCCUUGUAAAUAAACCAGACCCUGUUUAUGAACGAACUUAUGAAAAGGUCCAAUCGCGGAAUAAAGUGUACUAUUCGAAGUUCCCUGAAGACGAAGAUCGGGUGCGGCUCAUAGUCAGCUAUCUCAAAUCAAAAACCGUUCAGUUUCCCGACGGCUCCUCUUUAACGCCAGAACGUUUCCUCCAGUUAGGAAUUCAUUUCGGCAUGAAAGGUGGCGUUGACUUGGUACACAGCAUCAUAUUAAGAUGUAUCAACGACUUGGACAUUUUUGGCUUCCUCGCCAGGCCUACCCUAUCCUUGAUUGAAAGUGACACUAGUGCAGACAACGGCAUUCUGUAUGCAGUAAUGCACGAGUCUAUCUACUGCCAGGGGCAAGCAUCGAACUGGGCUGCAGAAAGAUUACUACCACAAUUUCCUGGGUUCCGAGGAGCUCAUAAUCCCGACGGCAUCUACUUCACCGGGGAAAUGGUAUACAAGCAUUGGUUCGAUUCAUCCAAGGAGCUCGGCCAGCUCAAAGAAGUAGCUAAUAUCCUCGCUUCAUACGACGAUUGGCCGGAGUUGUAUGACAAAGAGCAGCUUGCACGGAACGAAGUCCCGGUGUAUUCAGCUACAUAUGUCGAGGAUAUGUACGUGCAUUUCAGCUACGCAACCGAAACAGCAAAUACCAUUCGCAACUGUAAGCAGUUCAUCACCAACACCAUGUACCACAAUGGGCUGCGUUCGGACUCCUCUGAGCUGAUUGGGCAACUGUUUGCUCUUCGUGAUGAUACAAUCGACUAG